GUUUAAUGUGCUUUACAGAUAUAUUAAACCAGAAAAGUGAGAAUUCUGCAGGCUGCUAACAAGCCACAACAUGAAUAACAUUGUAACUGUUGUUGGAAGUUUUUUGUUUUUCUUAUUUUUUGAUAAAAAAUUAAGCCCUUCUUUUUCAUCUAUUUCUUUUCCAAAAUACCGGAAAUUGACUCUGGAUCAGAAAAAUAUCUGGAAUGCCAGAAAUUCUUCUUCUCUUCACGCCACUGUGGUUACAUUAACAUGUAUGUAUGUUAUUUUGUUUGAUGAGAAAGUUAAAAAGAACCAUGUAUGGGGGUUUUCAAAAGUAUCGGAAACAAAUAUAGCUGUUGCAGUAGGAUAUUUAUUAUCAGAUCUUUAUUUAUUGGCAACAACGCUAACGAGAGACAGCGACACAUUUGGUUUUGUCGUACACCAUCUUAGUGCAAUUUACGCUUAUCAGUUCGCUUUGAGAUACGGAAUAUUAAUUUAUUUCGCAAAUUUGAGGCUCCUAGCCGAAAUGUCAACACCAUUUGUUAACAUAAGGUGGGCGUUAUCAAUAUUUGACAACAAAGAUAGUAAAUGGUAUUUUUACAAUGGGCUCACGAUGACGUUUUGUUUCUUUAUAUCGCGAAUAUUACUCAUGCCAUAUUUUUAUUAUCUGGUUUACGAAGUGGUUUUCUUGGAAGAAUAUAAAAGUGUAAGUUUCCUCAUCCACGUGUCUUGGAUCAGUGUGUGUAUUGUUCUUGAUACAAUGAACAUAUUCUGGUUUGGAAAAAUGCUAAAAGGAAUUACCAAGCACAUAAGGAAAAUACAGAAGGUUCAGAAAACUUCCAACGGCGUCGCCCCAAUGUUAAUACAUGGUGUGGAGACAAUCCCAUGCAAUGGUAGCACUGUGAUCAAAGAGGACUGAAAAGUUUAAAGAUUUUAACUUGCCAUUCUGCUUUCUGUUGUAUAUCUAAUUCAGCUACUUAAUUUGUGUCAAACAAAAUAUGACAAAUUUGGUGGAUGCUGCUUUCAACAGAGGUAUUGAUUGAUAAAACUGCGCUAUAGUUUGCUAGAAUGCAGUAUUCACACUGGACAGUUUUACAUUAAGCUUGUAGAAACUUUAGUGGCAAUUGUUUUAAAGUAUAUUGUAGUGUCCAAUGUUUCCACUGGUGUAUUGGAAUUAGUUAAAUCCACUGACGUUAUGAAUUACGGUACAUUGGUUAUGAAAAUCAAGGCUGUUGUGAAUAUACUGUAAAGUAAUAUCAUAUAAAUUCUGUAUCUACAUACUCUUAGUUCAUGUACUGCCUCUGGUGCAAAUGCGAAUUCUUCAUAGUGAGUAUUUUUACUUCUCUCGCAUUUGGGACUGUGAGAUACACUUUUAACAUGAAGCAAGACCUUUGAGUGUAUUAAAACAGCAUAUGGAGUAUUUUAAUCUUAUCUCAAAUGCACAUGCUUGUAGAAGAAAAUUUAACAUUUACUUCUUCAAACUUUGUGCUUAGCAAUACUGGCUAAUGUUCGCAUAUUCUGCCAUGUUGUCAAAUUGUUAUCAUUUGGGUUGUGAAGUAUUGCCAACAGUUACUAUCAAUGUGCAAUGGCUAUUUUUUAUUCAAAAUAAAGUAAAUAGCAGAGUUGCAAAUAAAAUAUUGUAGCUUUUUAAUUUCAACUUUCUGUGACUGUUUUGCUGGUUUUUCAUGAUUUUUUUGUAAUUACACUACGUUUUACUUGUUAUCUGUUGAUUGUUCUCCCCCAUUGUCAAAGGGAUAUCUAAAAUUGCCAUGAAUUUGUUUUUUUGGUGCAAAUGUAGCGAUUUAAGUGAGUCUUUAAAAAUGUUGUUUUGUUUGGCUUGUUACCUGGAAACUUGUGGUGGUUUGUUGUUUUUAAGUUUGUUUCUGUUAUAAUCAGUGUUACAUCGACAAUGCUGUACAGAUCUGCUCUGUAAAACGUGCAUUCCGGCCAAUAAAUAUUCAUGACUUUAAAUAA
Ciona intestinalis (vase tunicate) is the source of this 1953-nucleotide messenger RNA. Lineage: Eukaryota; Metazoa; Chordata; Ascidiacea; Phlebobranchia; Cionidae. The record is from RefSeq and is a predicted model, not a curated record.